Molecule: messenger RNA, 7299 nt
Organism: Urocitellus parryii (Arctic ground squirrel)
Lineage: Eukaryota; Metazoa; Chordata; Mammalia; Rodentia; Sciuridae
Source: RefSeq, a predicted model, not a curated record
GUCGCUGAGUUGGACACACCUGAUCCUCAGGGGGUGGGGCAUACCAAAGGAGUGACGGCCCCUCCCUAGAGGGGACGACCCAGCUCAGGGUGAUUCCAGGGCCCCACGACAUCCAGGGUCCCUCCCUAGGACACCCCUUUCCUCAUUCUGGAAGGAGCCAUCACCUGGGGCCCACUGACAUCUGGGACAGAGCUGGCUGACCACAYAGGGUCAGUGCAUGGCUAGGAGAGAGAGCUGCCUGUCUGGCAGGGAGUGACCCUAGUGACUCAGCCAGGCAGAGGCAGGACACAGACUGAGCCACUGUCCUGUGGAGUAGCCACCAGUACUGAUCUGAAGGAGAGUUCUGGAGGGUCCUGCUUGCCAUGGAGGGAGGGGCCACAGCCUUCUGGCCAGGGUGACCCGGUGGCUGUUGGUGCCACAGAGGCCAGACACAGGCUUUGUCCCCUGAAGGCCUGGGCGGGGCCUCAGCCAGCUGCGGGGUGCUCUGCCUGAGUCUGUUCUGACAGUUCUGGACGCAGUGGCCACCACCCUGGUCUCUGUGGGUCCCUGCCUGGUGCURUGCUGGGGCUUGGAGCCAUGCUGCCUGUGGGCUGUGUCCAGCACAGAGGGGUCAGCUGUGGUGCACAUGAGGGUGCUGCGGACCAGGUGGGGAGGAGGGCACCUGCUGGAGCUCCUCCCCCGUUCUGUUGACUCCUUGCUGAGCUCCAGGCAUGCCUGAGCUGGACCGCCUCCCCAGAGCCUGUGGGCUCAGAGCUCUCUGGCCAUACCUGCCUGUCAGGGGAUGGGAAGUUCCUGGAAAGUUCUUCCCAGGGUCGGGGAGACUUCUACCUCUCUGCCCCAGGCCAUGCCAACCAAGCCCAUCCCUUCCCCCUKCGGGCCUUAGGGGCAGAGCGGCCCUCAGAUCCCCACUCCCUCUGCACUGCACAUUCUGCCCCUGGGCAUGUGCCACAGACCCUUGUCCCCCUGCMGCCCGGGUAUAAAGUGGUCCAUGGCUCCGGUGGGCCCCAGUCCCAGGGCCCCGCCUGUCUUUGCUCCAGUGGUACCCAGGGCCCCUCCAUAUAACUCGCCAGCCCUGGUCAGCCCCGUAUGCUGCAGUGGUGCGAAGACCCUGCCAAUCUCAACAUAGUGUCUGUCUGGGUGGCUGCAGGCUCUGCUCUUGGCUGUGGAGACAGUUCUGAGAGCAGGUCCCUCUGCCCUGCCACCUGGGUCAGCAGACCAGGUCCUGCCCACUCCCAUCACUUGACAGGAUGAGCAGAGUCCAGAGCAGGCUGGACCCUAUCACCUGAAUUUGGGGUCAGAAGUGCCCUCUCCCCUAGCUGGGCCUCCCCCGCUGAGGAGUCCUGGACUCUAGCAGAGUGGAGCCAGGACCCUGUCUCUUCCGGCUCCUAACAGGCCACCAGGCAGGGCCCUUGCUCUGAGCUCCUUUACAGGUGGGGAACCGAGGCCCAGAGAAGUGAAGAGUGACAGUAACGCCUCUUUGGAGCCUCGCAGCUCUUGCCACAGGCCCCCCUGGUAACAGGGCCUGCUCUCCUGCCUCACCCCCAUGGAGAAGGUAUUGGACCUGGGAGUUUCACUCCAGGCCCCUCCUCUAGGCAAGGCCUGGAGCCCUUUCCCCUGGAGGUCUGGCCCCCAGCUCGUUGCAGGUGUGCAGUGACCUGGCUUCCUGCAUUUGCCUCUCCCCUUAAUGGGGCUCUUUGCCUAUUACCAGGCUCCCCAACGUCUCCGUGUUUCUCUGCCCCGGAGGACCACCCCUGUGGGGUCACAGGCUGGCAGAGUGAAGGCCAGGCCAGAGGCCCACAGAGGCCACCCUGUGCUUAGUGUGUGCAAGAGCCAGAAGGGGAUGCCUGAGGCCAGACCUUGCCAUGGACCCCGGGGUUAUGCAGGAAGGGGCCAAGGGAACUGGGCAGUGAACGCAUAUGUGGUGGGCAGAGGGCCAGCCUGUGUCCCUGCAGUGAGUUGGCCAGGCUGCUGGUUCCUUAGGCUCCAGGGGGUCACCUGGCCUGCAGCCCAGUUCAUCCUAGGUGGCUGCUUUGUCCCCAGGGCGGCCCUGGCCUCUGGAGGGUGCAGGUGCUGGCUCGGCCUCUGCCAACACUGCCCAACAGUCCGGUCUAAAGGUCCAGCUCCCACACAUUACUGUGUGCCCACCUCACUCCGAGAUCUGACUCUCCGCCUGCCCAAUGGUGGCCUGGGACUGCCCCAGGCCCGCAGCUGUCCUGCUUCCCUGCUCAGUUGUUUGGGGCCUGCAGUCAGAGUGUGCCCUGGUGGACCAGGGGCACCCAUGGCACCCAGUGCCUCUGGCCUUAGGCCACACCCACCGUGUAUCUUUGCCUUGCAGGUCCUGCUCUCUGCUGGGCUGCUGGUGCCCAACCCACCCACAGCCCCCGCAUUCACCAUGAGCAGMCCCACCUCCACUGCAUGGCUCUGGGCCUCUGGGGACCGUGGCACCCUCUGCUCGCUGCCCCUUGCUCCCUCCAGGCCAGGUCUUUCUGAGCCAGGCUGUCCUGCUCUGUCACAGCCUGGGGCACCAGCUGCCUCUGGUGCUGGGGCUCCUGCUCUCUUCCCCGGGCAGGGACAUGCAGGGCGUCCCAGGAGCCCCUCGGUACCUCCACCUGCCUCCCUCUUUCCAUGUCCCUGUGUUUCCUUCUCCGUUGCUUGACCAGCCUCCCAGCCCAGCUGCCCCCUCGGGCGGGCUCACUGAGAGGUCUCCUGGCUGCACCCCAGCGCUGGCCUGYCCUUGCUCUCUGGAUCCUCCCUCCGUCCCACAGAGCCUUCCCGUGGUUGCGGGGGCUCCCUGCCCAGGACUGCUGCACAACGUCCCUCCUGCAGUGAGCAAAGGCACUGGGAUGCCGAUUGUCUGGCUGUGGGGGCUUUGACCUGGUUAGCACUGUGAACUCAGGCCCCUUUGCCCUGGCUCCUGCUGGGGCACUCUCUAGGUAGGGCUGGCAGGCUGGGGCCGUGUGGAGAGCUGGCUGUGUGUGUUGGGCCGUGGGACCCCAGGGUCUCCCCCGUGUGUCCUGAGGUGAGCGGUGCUGGUCAGAGCAGACAUCCCAGGCACUGAGGGGCCUGUCCUGGGGUUUGAGGGCACUCUGGAGCUUUUCCCAAGGGAGUUAUUGGAAACAGUUUGCUUUGGUCCCCAGGCUGCUCCUGGGUGUCCUGGGAGAACAAGGGCCACAGCCUUGAGCAGGGAACACCAGGGGUUGCUUUCAGAAGCAGGUCUCUCCCACCACCUGUGGUCACUGAGCCACGGCAGAGGCCCUGGGAGUGGCACCCACCUCAGCACUGCCCUCAGCACACACCCACACAUGCCCACCCAUACCCACAGAGCCUCCCCUGCUGCCUCCAAGGAGGAGGUGCUGGCCACAGAGGGGUGUCAGUGUUCCCAGUCGGAACAGAGCGGGGGUGACCCAGAGCUGGGAAGGUAAGAGCCGGGUGGCCUAGGAGAAGRGCCCCAGAGAGGUGCCACAGGUGGUGAUACAGUAUGAAGGCUGGAGGGCUUCAAGGGAAGGUCAGCACCAGGACAGGGGGCAGCAGGAGCAAAGCUGGGGAAGUUGGGCCAUGUCCAGCCCCAGGCUUCGCUGGUGUGGGGGUGCGCAGGUGGCAGCCCCAGGCAGCAGGAGAUCAUGAGUGCAUGGCCCAGAGGGCACCCRGAAGGGGAGAGCACGCAGGCGCCAGGGUUGGGUCUCAGGCUGACSGAGCCUUGGGCUCCAGGGCAGCCGGCAGGGGCCGUGCAGCCCUCGGCUCCAGGAUGGGUAGGGGCAGAGUUGGGUGUCCAUGUUGCAGGGCCACAGCCUCCACACAUAGGGCCUGCAGGGCCUGGACCUAACCUCUCCACACCUCCCCAGCCCGCCAGCCCUACCUGGAGAGUGACCCCAGCAGAAGCCAGGCCCCCUGCACUGCAGGAGGAGCAGCAGUCAGCCAGGCCAUUCUGAAGUGGGAUCAGGCCUCAGUCCCUCUAUCUGUCCAGGAGGGAGAGAAGCCCAUCUUAAACUCCUGACCACCAGGGACCAAGACACUUUGAGUGACUGUCCAGCUGGGCAAGGGACAGUAGGUGGACAUCAGUGUUCACAGGGGCUUCAGAACUGAGGCUCCACCCCAGAGGGAGAAGGCCUUGGGAAGGGUCUAGAGGGACUGACCAUUCUAUGAUGUCCAGUCGACUCCUCAACACCCCUGACCCUGGGCCCCUGGCCUGGUCUCGAGUGUAGGUCACUACAGGCAGGUGCUCUGRGCCACCAUCAGCAUGCUCCUGAGAGCAGGGACUGUCUCCUCACCUGGCAGACRGUGGGAGGCACAUGGGGUGCUAGAGACGGCCACACCUCUGGGAGCAUCGUUCAUGCCAUAGCCAUGUGACAGCACCCCUGCAGUUGUGCAGUGCACAUUACAUGGGACCAUCUCUGGCCACCCACAGCAUGAUCCAGCCCAUUGGCCAUGCAAAUCRCUCCUCUCCCAGGGACAGUGGGCCUGGGCUUCUGAUCUGCCCGCAGGAGAUGCAGCGAGUAUCUUAGGUGAACAGAGCGCUCUGCAGAGCCUCCUGGAGGACCCUGCACCUGAAACUCAGGUACUUGGGUUCCAACAGGCCACAGCUGCCUCCUGCUCCCAGCAGCAGACAGAGCAGGGCAGCCACUGGGCAUCUGCAGAAAGGGGCCAGCUGGCUGGAUGGCAACCCAGGCUGCAGGCAAUGUUCUGAGACGCUCAGCCUGGCUCUUGUGUCCAUCAGUUACUCCUGAGUAGAAGGAGGGUCCGAAGGAGGGCUUGCCCCUGGGGCCCCGCACUGGGAGGGGCUGAGUAGAGACACAUGCUCCAUGCAGAUGGUGCCCACAACACCAUGUCCAGGGGCCUGGUGUCCACCUGACAUCAAGAUCCCAGUGGACCCCCAAGGAGGGGGACUGGGCAAGGGGCCCACCCAGGGCUGGCCCUAGUGUCUCRGUCCCUUCUCAAUCCCACCAACUGCCCCAGCUCCCUGGGCAGGUCAAAGCCAAGUCAGAGCUGCGGGCUGCGUUCCCUGUCCUGCACACGAGGGCCCUGCCUCUGCCCGGCCCCAGCCUGACUGAUGGAGGUGUCAGCAAGACACUUCUGCCCAUCUCUGACGCCCAGAGCUGCCCACGGCCAGGCCCAGUCCUCCCCCAGGGCUGGAGUGUGGGCCCCUUGAGAUGGCGUUCGCUCCCCUGGAGUGGGAACACUGAGCCCAGGGCAACGCGUGCUUGGCAGCUAGGCUCCCCUGGGCCACCGUGCUCAUUGUCCCACCUCCUCACAGCAGACCACAUGGCUGCCAAACUGGGCUGCAGCCCAGAGUGGCCUGUGCAGGGCAGGCCUGGAUGCCCCGACCCGCCUCGGGACUGGUGAGCCCACUGUGCCCAACCCUCCCUGGCCCCUUAUGCCCGGCUGUCCUUGGGUGCCUUUGUUCUGGGAAGCCCAAGCCAGAGGUGGGUCCUCUUGUUCCCAACCCCACCAAGUGCCCCAGAUGAGACCCUGCCUGGUGAGGGGAGGGGACACUACCCCACUACACUGGGCUCCACAUGCUGGGAGCCCCCAUGUGCAGAGGCCUGGCACUUGGUGUACUGGGCUGGCUGGUGCCCCUCAGGAGUGCCUGUGCCUCACGCCUGGGCCCUGCAGUGGGCACUGCCCUGGGUCAUCUGAUGCCAGCUGGCCCAGGACGCCUGUGCUAUUCCUGGGAACCUGUGUUUACCCCCAACACAGGCGGGCACACGUCAUCUCCAUGUCCUCGGACCAGCUGAAGAAGGCCAGGGAGACAGGGCACCGCCCAGGGUGUCUGGGCUCCCUGGCCUCUAGCCCUCGUGGCCUGCAGCCCUUGGCCAUCUCAUGUCCCUGGAGGCCAGCCAGCCCUCGGGGGAGGCCGUGUGUAGCAGAACUUGCCAGUCCUGACUGCGCCACAGAUUUGCCUUCUCUGGGGACCUUGGCUUCCCCAGCUGUCACAGGGACCUCCCUGCCUGCCCCCAAGUGGCAAGCACCCCAUUGUGAAGGUGGGGGACACUGUGCCUGCCAUUGGGGGCAGAGAAGCUGCGGAUCUGCCCAGUGCAUCAGGAGGAGCCGUGGCCACGGUGCUCAUGGGGAGAGGUGAGGGCCACUCUCCCUGCAGGUCUCRCCUGGGCGUCUGCUCGGCUGGGUUGUGAGGGUGGAGGACCUGAUGCCCCUCAGUCCCAUCAACUGGUUGCCCUCUAGCAAGGCAGAGAAGAUGGGGUGCAGCUGGGAGGCAAUCAGGGUCCCGCUCCUCGGGGCUGCAGUGCCACUUGGUGGCAGGAAGCAGGACGAGCCUGGAGCCUCCCUCCCAGCUGAUGCUCACCAGGCCCCUGCAGGUCUGAGCAGGUUCUCAAGAGGCACCAAAAGGUUCUCAAGUGCCUGUGCAGGGGACCUGCUUUGGGGGCAGCACACCAUCUCAGGAGAGUAUUCUGCCUGCCGGCAAAUAUGUCCAUGCAGGGUGGGCCUCCUGCCCGGGGUUCAGACAUACCCCUGUUGAACAGAGGUCUGCCAAGCCACCCAGUGUGGGUGACAGUCUGCCCAGACAUGGCAGAACUUUGAUUGCACUCCAUCCCAAUGGGGCCUCUUUGCAUCUGCAGCACCAGAGGCCUACCUCAUGAGGACCUGGGACAUGGGGUCAGGGGCGGAGCCUGGGCUGUGCUCCAGUGGCUGGUCAGUGGCAGGAGAGGGGCUGGAACCUGCCGCCUGGUCCUGCCUCCCCCCACCUGGUGCCCACCCCAGCCCCUCGGCCUGACACCGGGUACUUUCCAGGACAGGGCUCCUCUGAGUUGCUUCCCUUGUAUUCUCAGGUGGGAGAUGCUGGCCAGGGGGAGGGCCGCUGCUGAAGGGGACAGGUUGGGCCUGUUUUGAGAGGGCUGGGCCUUGGUCCUCACCAGAGGAAGCAGCACAUGGGGUGGCCUAGAAGCUGAGGCCUGUGCUGAGCCACCUCCUGGAGCCCCUGGGGCCAGCCUGGGCCAGAGCCUCUCCCACCUGGGAUGGCAAGCUGCCCAGCCUCUGAGGACAGGCYSGGUGGUCACCGGGAACACCUGGAGAGCGGGCUCUGUGGUCAGUGCAGAGGAAGGACGGCCCCCUGCAGAGGCUCAUCCCACGAGGGGCAGACGCAAAGGCCUGACUGUCCCAGGAACAGGGUCACCCACCCGCCCAGGCCCCUCCCCACGUGUCAGAGUGGCUGCUGUGCUAGGCUGCCCCAGUCCCACCGCCCGGGAGUCUCCUCACCUCACGGGGAUGGCGCUGGCCCUGGAGUGAGGUGGGGUGCUGGGMAGCCCCCAGGGUCAGUCCUCAACUCCUGCUCAGUCGUGUCUCUAU